This is a messenger RNA of Pseudomyrmex gracilis, 381 nucleotides long. RefSeq names its product matrix metalloproteinase-16-like. Bases 1 to 381 code for a protein of 126 amino acids. Gene Ontology annotation, molecular function: metalloendopeptidase activity. Gene Ontology annotation, biological process: collagen catabolic process; extracellular matrix organization. The transcript has a single exon. Lineage: Eukaryota; Metazoa; Arthropoda; Insecta; Hymenoptera; Formicidae. The record is from RefSeq and is a predicted model, not a curated record.
AUGACGUCGCUCGUGUUGCCGUUGACAUUUCUCACGCUCCUCGUCGCGUCGACGACGGCGACAGCGAUCGCGUCGACGAGUUCGAUGAUGAAUACAACGACGACGACAAAGAGGAACGUUGUCAAUGGAAGAGAGAACGCUAUCGCGUUCCUACGCAAGUACGGUUAUCUAAAAGAUGACGUAGAUAACUCGUUGAUUUGCGAGAGCGCGUUGAGUCACGCUGUCUCGCUUUUUCAGGAAUUCUACGAUCUACCUAUAGAUGGUGAAUUAAACGUGGAAACGAUGCGCGCAGUGAACAGACCGCGUUGCGGUCAAGACAUCGAGACGCGUCACUCGAACAAGGAGCAUAUAUACAAGUGGUCGACGAAUCAUCUUACAUGA